Daktulosphaira vitifoliae (grape phylloxera) is the source of this 2181-nucleotide messenger RNA. It is a transcript of the gene fal, whose product is annotated as deoxynucleoside triphosphate triphosphohydrolase SAMHD1. Gene Ontology annotation, biological process: dGTP catabolic process. The transcript has 9 exons. Gene Ontology annotation, cellular component: nucleus. Gene Ontology annotation, molecular function: dGTPase activity. NCBI's taxonomy places the organism in Eukaryota, Metazoa, Arthropoda, Insecta, Hemiptera, Phylloxeridae. Bases 380 to 1774 code for a protein of 464 amino acids. The record is from RefSeq and is a predicted model, not a curated record.
UAAAUACAAUCUCUAUAGCCUCCACAAAAAAAUUGUAAUUCCGAAUAGUUCAUGUAGGACGCUUGUAUGUAUAUAAGUAUAAUAAACUAUGUGGACCUCAUUCUAAAUUUCAGUCUCCAUAGCUACUUAUAACUUUUAGAUGUCUCCUUAUUCUCAUAAUUAGCAUUAGCAUUACCAUUUAAAUACAUUUUUACAGAAUAGUAAUUUUGCCGACGAUAGUUACAUAAUUAUUUCCGAGAGACAAUCAGUUCAAAGAAUUAAAUUUAGAAGAAUUAUCAUUUGUUUUAUUGGUUUAGAAGAGUUUGGGUAUAUUUCCAUGUACUAUAAAAUACUGUUCGUUAACAAUACUCAAAGUUAGCUGCAAAGUAAUUUAAAUACAAUGGAGAUAAUUGGCUUUGAAAAAGUAUUUAAUGAUAAUAUACACGGACACAUAAUUCUCCAUCCAUUAUGUGUUGCUAUCAUUGAUACUCCAGAAUUCCAACGUUUACGAAAUAUAAAACAAUUGGGAACUACAUAUCUAGUUUAUCCAUGUGCAAGCAUUAAUCGAUUUGAACACUCAUUAGGGGUUUGUCAUUUAGCUGGUGAAAUGUUAAAUGCUUUAUGUAAAAACUGUAAUAAUGAAAUUUUUGUAACAGAAGAAGAAAUAUUAUGUGUUAAAUUAGCUGGUCUUUGUCAUGAUAUAGGCCAUGGACCUUUUUCUCAUACUUGGGAAAGGUUUUUAACUACUGCUGGAAUAAAUUGGAAGCAUGAAGAAUGUUCAAUUCAAAUGCUUAAGUAUAUAAUCCAAAAGUAUGAUUUAAUGAAAGAGUUUAAACGAUAUGGUCUCGACGAAUCAUAUCAUAUAGAAUUAAUAUGUGAAUUUAUUCGUGGAUAUGGUAAAAUUUUACCUAGUGAAAAAUAUUUUUUAUAUCAAAUCAUAUCGAACAAAGACAAUGGUAUUGAUGUUGACAAAUGGGAUUAUUUUUUACGAGAUGGCAAAUCGUUAAAUUUAAGUAUAUCAUUUGAUUACAAAAGAUUAAUACAGUUUUCUAUGGUUGUCGUUGAUCCUAACUCUAAUCCAUCCAAAAAAGUAAUCGCUUUUAGAAAUAAGGAAGCUAGAAAUAUCUAUGACAUGUAUAGAGUAAGAUCUGAUUUACAUUUGAGAGCCUAUCAACAUAGGGCAGUUCAAAAUACUGAAAUUAUGUUGAUUGAUAUACUUUUAAAAGCUGAAAAAUGUUGUACUGUGCAAACCCCAUGUGGUACAAAGUAUUCUUUGACUGAAGCUCAUACAAAUAUUGAUGCCAUGUCACGACUUACAGAUCAUAUUCUCUAUGAUAUUCAGUAUAGUGUUGACCCUAAUUUAGAAGAAGCACGAAGUUUACUUAAUAGAUUACUAACUAGACAUUUAUAUAAAUUUGUGGGGUCUUACAAUUUAAAUUUUGUUAAUCCAAGUAUCUGUGAUAAUGUUAUUGAUGUUGAGAAAUUAAAAAUUAAUCUCAAAGAACAACUUGAAAAGGCAUUUGAAGUACAAUUUGGUAUAGCAGCUACAUGGUUAAAUUGUGGCGCACCUGUAACAGAUCCAUUAAGAAAUGUGAUAUUUUUUAAAAAACCUACUUGUGGAAGUAAAAUUAUUCACCUGGACAAUACACCAUAUUACUCAUUAUAUCCUUUACAGAAAUUGGAAUUUUUUAAACGAGAAAUUACUGUUUUUUGUAAAAUGUUAAAAGUUAAUAAUGAAAAUUUAGAAAAAUUUGAUGCUUUCAGUAAACGUUAUUUGGAAAAUUUUAAGCCUUGAAAAGAUGAGGUGAUCCCCUUUCACAUGUUAGGGAGUCAAAGAUAAUUCAUAGCUAGACCAAUGAUGGACAGGACGUGUACAAUAUCACCACAUACCAGACACCACAAGAAAAAUCAGCACACUGGGAUCGAACUUAAGACCCCCUGCGCAGAAAUAUACGUUUCUACCCACUAGUCCAGGCCGACUUCUUUAAAGCUGAUAUAACAUACUAUAAAUAAAAAAUAUAAAGUGUCCAGUCAUUAUGUGCAAAUUGUUGCCGUAGUUAAAAAACAUGCUACUAUAGUAUUAAAAUGCCAGAUUUUAUAUUUUGUUUUCAACAGUAUUUGCCUAUCUAUAACUUUUUAAAUAAUGUAUGGAUUUAUACAAAAAAAUUAUUUAAUAAGUAUUUAUUUUUAUAUACCCGUUCA